AGCAACUCAAACGCUUACCCUACACACUUUCAGGUUGAGAUUGCAAAGAGAAGAAAGAAAGUUAUGGAAGUUGUUCGCUCUCAGAAUCGCAGGAACUUCUUGUCAUCCUCGAACGACGCCGUUGUUGUUUCCACCCUUCCCCUCUAUCGCUCUGCUCCCACACUCGAAGUCAGGCUCGAGGAUUUCGAGUCCUUCGCCAUCGAUCGUCUUCGAGUUCUGAAGGGGAUUUCUGAUGGUUUGUCACGUGGAAAGAAACCGGAUGAAAUGGAAAAUUUGGUAAAUGACUUGUUGAAAGUGAAUAUGAGACAUCAACAUGCGUCUGAGGUUUUGAACAAGGAUAUUAUAUCUCAUUUUGUUCUACGUUUGGUGUAUUGCAGAACGGAGGACUUGAGGAAAUGGUUUCUUUCUAUGGAAUCUGCACUCUUUCGCUACCGUUUUCGUCUUCUGAAUGCUGAUGCUCAGAGGGCAGUCAUGGAUGAAUUUAACCUUCCUUAUAGGGCUGUUAGCAAUAUGGAAUAUGAGAGCAUAAAAGAUAAACUGGGACAAGUUGCUCGUUCUAUGGGUCAGCCUUUACCCACUGCUGAUGCUAUCUUCUACAAGGUACCAUUUGAAGAUGUUCCAGAGCUUGUUGCUGGACGAAAAGUGUUUAUAAAUCAAGGAUAUGCAUAUGUUGCAAUGAAUCAGAUUGUUUCACUUCUAGCCACACUAUUCCGCAGUCAGCUGUCAAAAACACUCAUCCUUACUAACAGAAAAUGGACAUCUUCAAUUAGAGAACAAGAGAAACAUAGGUUGACUCCUAUUGUGGAAGCCCUGUGCUCAAGUUAUCUGGGUCCUGAUUAUUCUCAGUCAAGAGAAUAUGCUGAUAUAUCAUUAAAGGACAUUGAUCAAGUUGCCAAGAGCUCAUUUCCUUUGUGCAUGCGUCACCUUUUUGAUAAGCUGAAAGAGGAUCAUCAUUUAAAGCAUGGAGGGAGGAUGCAACUAGGCCUCUUUCUCAAGGGUGUCGGCUUGAAUCUGGAUGAUGCACUUGCAUUUUGGAGGGCAGAGUUCUCUAAAAAGGUUGGUUUGGAGAAGUUUGAGAAGCAAUAUGCAUAUAACAUACGGCAUAAUUAUGGAAAGGAAGGGAAGAGAACUGAUUAUACCCCCUAUUCUUGUCAAAAGGUUAUUUCCUCAACUCCUGGUGCUGGGGAUCAGCAUGGUUGUCCCUAUCGGCAUUUCAGCGAAGAGAACCUAAGAGCUGCUCUCAGCAGAAUGGGGGUGAACAGUCGAUCAAUGGAAGAUGUGAUAGACAAAGUGAGAAAUAGACAUUAUCAGUUGGCUUGCACUUUGACAUUUGAAGCUCUUCAUGGCAUGCCGUGUGAUGCAGGGAUUAAUCAUCCAAAUCAAUACUUCAGUGACAGUCGAAAGAUUUUACAGUCAAAGAAGGAUUCUUCAGCCUAGAGAGAAUUUUUGUUAUUGCGGAGGACUGAUGUGCUGGGGACCUUUCAGGGCGGCAUACAUUUUCUUGAAGUCAAGUUAAAAGGCAUCAAGUGGCAUUUCCUUUUAUGUUAGUGGUUAAAUCUCUCUUCUAUACCAUUUAGGCAUGUCGUUGGUGCCU
Abrus precatorius (Indian licorice) is the source of this 1594-nucleotide messenger RNA. Its product is annotated as probable DNA primase large subunit. Gene Ontology annotation, cellular component: alpha DNA polymerase:primase complex. Lineage: Eukaryota; Viridiplantae; Streptophyta; Magnoliopsida; Fabales; Fabaceae. Gene Ontology annotation, biological process: DNA replication, synthesis of primer. The transcript is spliced from 20 exons. The coding region runs from base 64 to 1437 and encodes 457 amino acids. The record is from RefSeq and is a predicted model, not a curated record.